Molecule: messenger RNA, 4220 nt
Organism: Oryctolagus cuniculus (rabbit)
Lineage: Eukaryota; Metazoa; Chordata; Mammalia; Lagomorpha; Leporidae
Gene: DDAH1
Product: dimethylarginine dimethylaminohydrolase 1
Biological process (GO): arginine metabolic process; positive regulation of nitric oxide biosynthetic process
Cellular component (GO): mitochondrion
Molecular function (GO): amino acid binding; dimethylargininase activity
Source: RefSeq, a predicted model, not a curated record
AUGCUCAGUGGCGCGGGCAGGGCUCCGGGCGCGAGCCGGGCGCCUUCUGCACCACAUUCAUCCGCUGCCAAGGGGAGCCGCCGGGCGCUCGCAGGCUCCGCGCACGCUACCCGCCACCGACCCUGCCGCCGCGCCCCGCCGCCUCCCGGAGCCAUGGCCGGGCUCGGCCACCCCGCCGCUUUCGGCCGGGCUACCCACGCCGUGGUGCGGGCGCUGCCCGAGUCCCUCAGCCAGCACGCGCUGAGGCGCGCCAAGGGCGAGGAGGUGGAUUUCGCCCGCGCUGAGCGGCAGCACCAGCUCUACGUGGGCGUGCUGGGCAGUAAGCUGGGGCUGCAGGUGGUGGAGCUGCCGGCAGACGAGAGCCUCCCGGACUGCGUGUUCGUGGAGGACGUGGCCGUGGUGUGUGAGGAGACGGCCCUCAUCACCCGCCCCGGGGCGCCGAGCCGGAGGAAGGAGGUUGACAUGAUGAAAGAAGCAUUAGAAAAACUUCAGCUCAAUAUAGUGGAGAUGAAAGAUGAAAAUGCAACCUUAGAUGGUGGAGAUGUGUUAUUCACAGGAAGAGAAUUUUUUGUGGGCCUUUCCAAAAGGACAAAUCAACGAGGUGCUGAAAUCUUGGCUGAUACUUUUAAGGACUAUGCGGUCUCCACAGUCCCAGUGGCUGAUGCCUUGCAUUUGAAGAGUUUCUGCAGCAUGGCAGGGCCUAACCUGAUCGCCAUUGGGUCCAGUGAACCUGCGCAGAAGGCCCUCAAGAUCAUGCAGCAGAUGAGUGACCACCGCUAUGACAAACUCACCGUGCCUGAUGACGUGGCUGCCAACUGUAUAUAUAUAAAUAGCCCCAGCAAAGGGCACGUUCUGCUGCACCGAACCCCGGAGGAGUAUCCAGAAAGUGCAAAGGUGUAUGAGAAACUGAAGGACCAUCUGCUGAUCCCCGUGAGCAAUUCUGAACUGGAAAAGGUGGACGGGCUACUCACCUGCUGCUCGGUGUUAAUUAACAAGAAGGCCGACUCCUGAGCACAGAGGCCCGCCCUUGUCGCUGGCGAGCCCGCACUAGCAAGGCCCGUGACUCUGCCCCCACUCCCGUUGUUUUCCUUGACAAUCUACUGUGCCACUGUGCUACUAACUUCUGUUUACAAAGAUUGAAUUCUAAGUUUAAUUUCUCCAUGUCCUUCGUCCUCAUCCUUCCUCUCCCUCACGGUGGUACCUAAGCUGUGGAUUUGCUAAAAGAAUUAAGCAACCUAGAAAACAUAGAGCUAAUGAAUCAUUGGAAUGUGAUUUUAACAGGAAACACUCAUUUUAGUGUUUGUAUUAUCUGUGUGAAAAACAUUUCGUUGCCAAUGUAUUCUGGAGAAUAUCUUGAUCAUUCAGAUAAGCUGGGUUUUUUCUCUAUAUCAUGAAUCAUGUUCAGUUCCUGUGAAAUUCCCUGCUCCAUGGAUUCUCCCUGGCUUCCUCUUUUUUUCUUCUGAACUCUGGACACUAUUUUUUCUCUUUACUUUCGUUUGCCUUUAGCAUUUGUAUCACAGCCACCUUGAUCUUGAAUACAAUCCAGGGUCUUGCAGCCUGGAUACCUGCCUCGCAGGUGCACCCUGUCUGCCAUCAAUAUCCUCUGCCCCCUCCCUCUCUCCCCAUGGGCAAACGGGCUCCUCCUGUGACCCAGACCAGAGCAACUGUGUGGGGGGAGUGUCAGCCACAGAGAGGCACAUCAUGACAGGGUUUGCCCCACGACCUAAAUUCCAGAAGUAGGGCACCACACCUAGGAAGGUGAAUUCAGCACCAGGUAGUUGCCAAGAGAUCGUAGAUCAAGAAGUGUAGAAACACCUGUUGGUAAAAUAUCUUAGAAAGUCUCUAAGUCACAUGCCAUGAAUUUUUGCUUCAUUACUGGCUGUAAAGGCCCUUAGAGGAAAGGCUUAUCCUUUUCCUUCAGCCCAUUUCUCUUUCUCUCCACCUUGACUCACCCUCCUAAUUAUCCUGGUCUAGAAAAGCCAUUUCUUUCACAAGAAACAUCACAUCUAAAAAUGGUCAAGUGUGAGCUAGAGAAAAUGGCCCUCCCUGGGGCAGCUCUGUGGUCACCAAAGGGUCCACUCAGGAAAUGACCUGCUCGGGGCUUAAACCAACCUCAGACAAUGGGUGACUCUCCUUGGAAAUGCCUGUGAGAGUUACUGUGGAAUUCAGUUAAAACUUCCUUCUUCCCUAGCCUUCACCUUGCACAACUUUCAACCAACACGAUCUCUAACAAAGAACAAUGCCACAGUGCAGGGCGAGAUCUGAAAACUGGAAGAAUCCACCUACUAGCAGGUACUUUCCAAGAAUGGCAGCUGACUCAAGCAUGUUAUCAUACUUCCUAGUCGUCUCCACCUUUCCCGUGUUGCCUGUGACUCCUUGGUUAAGAAUCAGGGAGAUGAGCGGUGUCACUUCAGGUCUCGCUCCGCUUACCUCUGUGUUAGUAGUCAAACAUUCCCGAAGUUGGUGAUCAAGAGAGAAUGGCUCCCGUUCAUUUCAUCAUCCCCUUAGCACCCAGAAGAAACCCCUGAGAAAGCCAAGACAGCCUUAACCAUGCUCUAUCUUUUCUACUUAUUUUAUGACUUUCUGCAGAAAUUUGUAGAAAUUUCUUCUCCUUCUGUUCCUUGCCAUUUAACUUUAAAAUCCAUAGCACAUGCAAAUAUCUAAUGAUGUGCAUCCUGUGAUAGAACCAUAUCUCGGUCACUGUCAAAUUUCAAAGCUUCCCAUGGUGGAUGAAUGAUUUGUUCUUACCAGAGAGAAUGAAUGUUAGCCACAUGCUGAGAUUAAUAAAGGAAAAUUAGGGCUGCCCUUUUGGGUUGAAUCUAGCCCUACAUUGGCAAAAGCAGGACUUCUCCCCGCACAAACUCAGCAUCUCAAAAACAACCACAAGAAAAGCAACCCAUCGGUCAGUCAGUUUGGGCUAACUGGCAUGUGAUUUUUUUUUUUUUUUUUGGACAGGCAGAGUGGACAGUGAGAGAGAGAGACAGAGAGAAAGGUCUUCCUUUGCCAUUGGUUCACCCUCCAAUGGCCCCCGCGGCCGGCGCGCUGCAGCUGGCACACCGCGCUGAUCCAAUCCCUGGUCUCCCAUGGGGUGCAGGGCCCAAGCACUUGGGCCAUCCUCCACUGCACUCCCGGGCCACAGCAGAGAGGUGGCCUGGAAGAGGGGCAACCAGGACAGAAUCCGGCGCCCCGACCGGGACUAGAACCUGGUGUGCCGGCGCCGCAAGGCGGAGGAUUAGCCUAGUGAGCCACGGCACCGGCCUUGGCAUGCGAUUUUCAUAGCAUCCCUUCUGUCACCCCAAAUUUAAGAGCUGUUUUCUAUUAUGUUUAGUCAAUUGCAAGUAAAUAGAUUUUUCUUGAUAACAAUUUGCUCUGCAGAAAGCAGCCUUUCGUUUUUCCUUUUCCUUGCACCUUUUCCUCUCCUCUUGGUCUCAAAAAAUCACUUUGAAUCUGGGUGCCUGUUCCACAUCUUACUCUCACACCACAACAUGACCUUCCAGGCUUCUUUGGACUCCCUGUGUGAUAUGAUGAUGUGAAAACAUAAAGUACUUGUAGCAUAAUAGAAGUACUUCUUUGAUGUUCUCAGCAUAAGCUAUCUUUGAAAAGGAAAAACAUCUCUUCCAUAGGUUCCCCUCUUAUCCGUUGUGAUUUAUAAGACAGAUGAACUAGCAGGAACUGCUUUUUGACAUUAUAAAGACACAACAGAUUAUAUUUAAGUAAGUAAAAGUUGAGUCAGAAUUGGUUGGUGUGAUUUAGUUUAACAAAUGGGUGAUAUAGAGAAAAUACAUUAUUUAGCGUUUAUCUCUUCAUCAAUGAUGGAUUGCUAUAGAAAUCAGAAGGCAGACCUCUCUAAUGUGUAUUGAUUGUUCUUUUAAGCUGGUGUGAACAGAUUACUAAGGCCAUCUCUUCAUCUCGAAGGAGGGCAAUACUCUGUAGAGGAAUAUGUGACUUACAUAGAGUUGCAUGUUAAUCUUUGGAUUAUUUACUCUGUAACAUUCUAUAGAAUCCAGACACGAUUCCAACCUGGUGUUAGAGUUCUGCCUUUUAUUUUUCUGACCAUCUUGUUCCAGCCAAUAUAUGGUUAUCCACUGUGUGUGCCAAAACCAGUAAUGCCUUCCAUGGCCCUUUAGUCCAGAGAAGUUCUGCCCUGAUUGUAGUCUCUUGCUGUCCCGGUCCUACAUGUGUACCAAUCAUGAUGGAAUAAAGUGUGAGUUGUACUGUGA